Dimorphilus gyrociliatus is the source of this 2731-nucleotide messenger RNA. The record is from the annotation of a GenBank genome assembly. Lineage: Eukaryota; Metazoa; Annelida; Polychaeta; Dinophilidae.
AAUGGGACUAUUUCUAUAUACUACUUUUGUUAUAUUUCUUGUAAUAUUUAUUAAAACUAUAACAACUUCUGAAAACAAUGGAAUAGAUUCUUCAAAUAAACAAAUAAAUCUUGGGGUUUUAACAGCUAGUGAACUAAGCUCAAAAAGACUAGAAUUAUACUUGAAUGCGGCAAAAUAUGCUCUUCAAGGAUAUAGAUUAAAUAAUGAGAGAGUUGUGAAUUAUACUCUUACUAGUCAUCUUAAAUCAUUUAACGAUCAGUCAUCCUCCUGCGACCUUGGUGCAGACUUCUACUUUCAGGUAAGAGAUCUGAGAGACAAGAAUAUAACAGAUGCUGCUAUUGUAAUUUUAAGAAAUUCAAAUUACAUAAAAACUGCAAAAUUUGUGCUGUCAGCUGUAAAAAUUCCUAUAUAUUUAGCUUAUUUAAACAAUAACGAUCAAGAUUAUAAAAAGUAUUUUCUUUUAAAUGCACUCAUUAACGAAUUUUGGUGGUUUCGUAAAGUUUUAUUCAUAGUAGAAUCAUAUGAUUAUUUUAAUGGUUUUGCUAGGACAUUCUACGAAAGACGUAUAAAAGUUAAAGUGUUUCUUAUAACUAGUUGCAAAAUUGAUACGAAAAUUCUAGCAAGAUAUAUUCAAAGUUAUAAAAUGUUUGUUGUAAAUGUAAGAGAAAAUGUUUGGUCAGAUAUUUUUAAAAUUGCCCAAAAGCUUGAUAAAUUUAGGUUUGCAACGACAUGGAUUUUUACUUCUUAUACUUUUAGAGAACUAUUAGCCAAUCGACAAUUUUGGAAUUCUGCUAUUUCAAAGUCCAGAUCUAAAUCAACAUUUUUGGCAAUAAAUGAAACAUUCGAAUCAUCAAAGCUUUGGAAAGAAGUAAAGAAUGAUAAAAUGUUUAAUUUUAGUCAAUUAAUAUAUGAAUUAGAACAAUCUUGCAAUAAUAAGACUUUCGGAAAGGAAUGCAUCGAAGGAUUAUCAUUCACUUCUGGUUUAAUAUCAGCUAUAAAAUAUCUUAUAAAAAAUGAUAAAGUAAUUGAGAAAUCCGAAGAUAAUUUUAUAAAAGAAAUAAAAUUUCAAACAUCAACUCCUUCGCUUGUAAUGUUUGUAAAGAAUCAAUGGGAAGUUGUGGGAAAUUUUAGUCCAACGUCUUAUAUCAAUAAAGGUUUAAACUUAAUGGUAGAUCCAAAUCUUAAAAAUGUUUUCCUAUCAAUUUUCCGAGGAUCUUUAAUUUCGCAAAAUUUUACAAUUUUUGCCCAAAAAGGUUACCCUUUCUUAAACAAGAACAACGACGGUAUUUAUGCUGAUAUAAUAAACGAAUUACAAAAGCAAUUAAGUUUUCACUAUGAAUUUGUAACUAACGAAACAAAAUCUGAUAUAAGAAUAGAAAGAUUCUCAAGAAUAAAACAAAAACAUGGAAAUAUUGUUCAUUUGUUUUAUGAAAAUUUAGAAACUGGUAUACUUACAAAUUUAUCAUCAUCACCAAAUAUUGUCAAUCAAAUUAUGCAUCUAAUUAAAUGGAAUGAGCUUAAAUACUUAGUUUUAAUAUUUGGUGUCAUGUUUUGUUCAUCAGCCUUUUUAUUAAGUUCCUUACCUAGGCAAACACCAUUCUCUUCAUCAAAAGAGAGUAGAGGGCCUAUUUAUGAUAUAGAGAUAUUUACUUUAGUCGAAUUUGUACUUUUACCAUUUCUUCAUCUAACACCCAGUCGAGCGUCACAUUUUCUGACUAAUAAUAUCUUGAACCUUGUUUGGCUGGCAAUUGCUCUCAGUUGGUACGUCUACUUAAGAAGUAAGAUCACAGCCCACUUAAUCUCAACAAGUUCUUUACCGAAAGUGGUGCAGCUAGAACAUUUACAAGACAUAAGACAUAAUUUAGAUUUCCGUUAUGAGAGAGGUUUAGAGCCUAUUUUAGAUAGUUUAGAGAAGGAUCUUUGGUGGUUUAACUUUACAGAAAAAGUGAAUGGUAAUAAGUUAUUAGAUAACUAUUGGUCUUUAGAAGGAAUUCAGAAAGGUGGAAAAGGGCAAUUAGCCUUAAUUACUUCCGAAUAUAGUCUAAUGAGCAGAAUAUCGAAGCCACCGUGUCAUUUAAUUAAUCCGAACGAAGAUACUGAAUGGAACGAUAUCCUACGAAAACAUAAUAUUCUACCACCAAAAGAGGAAAAGAAGGAAGAAGAGAUAGAAAUUGUUGAGCCGACUGCGGAAGAAAAGCUUUCUUCCUUAAAUAUAGACAAGCUAAAUGAGCUGGAAGACGAGAUCGACGACGAAGAUGAAAAGAUCUUCGAAGAAUAUAAAAGAAAAAGAAUUCAGGAAAUGAUGGAAGCUCAAAAAGCUGCAAAGUUCGGUAGUGUACUUGAGAUAAGUAAGGCCCAGUAUGUAACAGAAGUAAACGAGGCCGGGGAGGAAAUAUGGGUAGUAGUUUUCAUAUACAACAACAGAGUGAAAACAUGUAAAUACAUUGAUGAGUAUUUGAGGAUUAUUGCCCAGUUACACCCUUAUGUAAAAUUUGUUAAAGGAGUCUCUGAAGUUAUGAUUCAGAAUUAUCCUGAUAAGAAUUUACCUACUUUAUUUAUCUAUAAGAAUGGCGAUAUGAAGGCUCGAUUUAUUGGUAAUGCAAGCUUUGGUGACAGUUUAAAGACUUGUGCAGCGUUUGAACAACUACUAGUGAAAAAAGAGGUGCUUAACGAAACGCUUGUACAACCCGAAGAAAAGAAUAAUUACAAAGAUGAUUCCGAUAGUGAUUAA